AUGACGAUGACAUACCACAUGGAAGGAUCUGUCAAUGGGCAUUCCUUUACAAUCGAGGGUGAAGGCAGGGGGAAGCCGUACGAGUAAGUCGAUCAACACACCUCCCUUGAUAGUAAAAGGCAACUGAAGAUCUUCACUGUUAUAGGUUUAAGAGAAAUAAGAGUAGUCGUCAAUUUCGGGAUAUUUUUGUGAUGAAAAGUCAAAUUCUCAAAUCAUUUUAAAUUAGCUGUACUGAGUAUAAGGCGAGAGAUUCCGAAAACCCAAUCAUACCAAAAGAGAUAUUAUGGCCUUAGGUGCAACAGAAAGCUCUAUGAAUUGUGAAAGUGGUUUUACUAAUCAUCACAAGUAAAAACCAGAAAAAAAUGUAAGUUAUUCUACAUUAUUCAAAAUCAAUAACAACUUUUCUUUGAAUGGCAAAUUUGACACUGAUUAAUGUCGAAACACGAUGUUAUUCGCAAUAGGCCACGACGAUCGCCAAUUUUUUGCUGGCCAGGAUCAAACGUCGUUUAUAUUAUCAUAUUUACGCAAACUAUCAUCUCAACAACUCUGCCACUAAAGUGACCUGACAUUAUAUUUCAAAAAUUAACUUUUUCAAUAAUGCUUAAUUAUUACUUUUCUUAAGAAGGAACAAAUAAAAACUAAUUAAAUAAAUGAACCUGUUGAACAGUAUUAAUGAUUCUUUAGGCUAGGUAAGCGGUAUAAUAUAUAGAUUUAGCCACAGCUAAAAGCGAAGCUCCCAUUGAUAAAUUUAUAACUUAAAUCAAACAAUAAUUUUGUAUUCCACAAAUCAGUUAACUUAAGGGCACAUUCAUGUGACUUUUGAGGGAAAAGCUAUCUGAUUUUGGAGUGAAACAAAUCUUGUAUUGAGCUGAUAUAGCCUUAUAUGUACACCCAAAAAAUAGUCUUCGGUCACAUUUAAGAGCAAUAAUAUACACUUAAUGUCAGAUCCGAGGGAAACAGUUAGUUUUGUUUUCCCAAGAGUCCUGAUGUUUCCCGAGACGAAGUCGAGGGAAACAUCAGGACUCGAGGGAAAACAAAACUAACUGGUUUCCCGAGGGACCUGGCAUUAAGUGUUUUGUUAUAUUUCAAGACUUUCACUUCAACAGCAACAAAAGAAUAACCGGAGCGAACCAAAACAGUCGACUCGGUACUCAUAACAACACAAAUUUAAUUCUCAAAACCACUGAAUGAAUGAUUUACAAACAAAAGUACUUUCCUCAUAUUAUCUGCAUCUUUUUCCUCCACUAGCUGCUGUUUUUCUUCUGGGAACUUCUUGGAUAACUUUAAAAAUCGUUGCUUUUUAGCUUGAGGCUUCGUUUUUGUGUUGUUGUGUUCAUUCACGAAAAAGAAAACUGGCUGGACCUGGCGGUGUUUUUCCCGCCUUCUGUCACACCACUUUCCACCAUGCUUUGAUCACGUGCUGCAAUGUAUCCCGAGCGGGAUACAUUUGAUUUUAGUCAAGGCCACGUGACCAAGAAUCAACCAAUGGCAGUCCCUGUUUAGUUGAGUGAAAGUCUAGGAAUAUAACAAUAGCUCUUGAUCACAGUAGAUAAGGCGUGGAAAACAAAUUCUUGGAAAACAAAUCAGGCCGAAUGUUUUGCGUUCGACAAGUUUACAAAUUCUUGCCAAUAAAUCUGGGUGCGUGCAAACCAUUCUUUUAUUUUUUUUUUAUACACCACAUCUGAGGAGAAAGAGUGCUAUGAGGCGCUGUUUUUAUCAUACAGACCUCGGUACAAAAUGCAGUAUUUCACAAUUUUUCAAUACUCAGGACCAUCGAAGCACGCGUGGACUUUUAAUUAGCGAAACCGUUCAAAAAAUGUCCAAAAUCACCUAUACGGUCAGCCGGUUCUAACUUUUGACAAGCGCCAAAUUUGCGAAGAAAUUUUAAAAGAGUUACGCUUCAACGUGAUAAAGAAUUUAUUGAGUCUAUUUUUUAUUAAUGGUUUUAUAACGAUGUGUAAUCUUAAAAAGCGUUUGAUACGCUCGGCAUUUUGAGGACUUCUGCAAGCGAUGUUUAUGAACGCCUGAAAACAAACGGCAAAGCGAUGAAAAUUACACUUUUGAGAGUAGAACAUUUACAGAGACAACAAUUUUCAUUCACGAAAACAAAUGAGUAUUUAUAAGUGUCUCUAAGAAUCCUCAGGUCUUUACUAGUAAGCUUAAAGAUUAAGUUUAUGUUUUAAGCCGCCGGUUUCCCGGUGUUUGCUUUUUUCAAAGAUGAACUCACGACAAGAAAAUCGCUCAAAGCUUUCUUUCUACAGCCAAAAUUAUAACUAAAUAUUCUUCAGAAAGUUUUUUCUUUCUAUUUACGGUGAAUUAAUAUCGACUAAAGGCUUUUUAAAGUUCUGUAAGCUGUAUAUCAAACCUCAUACUAGGUCAGAUCAGUGUCUCAGUCAAAUCUUAAUGCAAACGUGCAUAAACUAGCUUCAUAAACUGCGCCGCUGGACUUCAUGAAAUUAGAUAUAAAUGCAAUAAUUACUCAGGCUUACCUUAUUUCGAGAUGCAGCUCCUGACAGCUUUCAAGUAAGGCAAGGAUCGCUUGAGCCUUCAUAAUUCGGUUCUUUCUGUAGGUACCGGAACACAGUAUACGUCAUCACGCUCAAAUAAAUUACUUCGGUCUCAAUGCAUAAUUUGCUAAAAUUAUUUCCAAAUGGAGGAAUUACAGAAAUAGUUUCAAAAGGCAAUUAACCAAACAAAAUAAGAAACUAAGCAAAAAUUCAGUCCGUGGGUCAGCCGUUGCCUCAAGUCCAAAGGUCCACAGAGUCCACAGGUCCACGGAGUCCACAGAGUCCACAGGUCCACGGAGUCAACAGGUCCACAAAGUCCACAGGUCCACAGGUCCAAAGGUCCACAGAGUCCACAGGUCCACAGAGUCCACAGGUCAACAGAGUCCACAGAGUCCACAGGUCCACAGGUCCACAGAGUCCACAGAGUCCACAGAGUCCACAGAGUCCACGGAGUCCACAGGUCCACAGAGUCCACAGGUCCACAGAGUCCACAGAGUCCACAGGUCCACAGAGUCCACAGGUCCACAGGUCCACAGGUCCACAGAGUCCACAGAGUCCACGGGUCGAUAGAGUCCACAGGUCCACAGAGUCCACAGAGUCCACAGAGUCCACAGGUCCAAAGGUCCACAGGUCCACAGAGUCCACAGGUCCACAGAGUCCAAAGAGUCCACAGAGUCCACAGGUCCACAGGUCCACAGGUCCACAGGUCCACAGAGUCCACAGGUCCACAGAGUCUACAGGUGCACAGAGUCCACAGAGUCCACAGGUCCACAGGUCCACAGGUCCACAGAGUCCACAGAGUCCACAUGUCCACGGAGUCCACGGAGUCCACAGGUUCACAGAGUCCACAGGUCCACAGAGUCCACAGGUCCACAGAGUCCACAGAGUCCACAGGUCCACAGAGUCCACAGAGUCCACAGAGUCCACAGGUCCACAGAGUCCACAGGUCCACAGAGUCCACAGAGUCCACAGGUCGAUAGAGUCCACAGAGUCCACAGAGUCCACAGAGUCCACUAGUCCACAGAGUCCACGGAGUCCACAGGUCCACAGAGUCCACAGAGUCCACUGGUCCACAGAGUCCACAGGUCCAUAGAGUCCACAGAGUCCACAGGUCUACAGCCUCACCAGUUUACACUUCUUUGGUAUUUUCUUCGGUACAGUAUUUUCUAGAACCUUAUGUUAAAUGGUAUACAAGUUUCAAGCGAGUUCUUUUGACGAACUAAGUUUUUUUCCCACGAGCUGGAGUGCUGUGUUUAGCCAAGUGUGACAAAGGUCUAUUUUCAAAUUCUGUGUUUACAAGUUGGCGGAAGCCGUAAGAUAUCAGAAGUUCAAGUGAGAGUUUAUUAUUACUGGCAGAGGCUGUUUAGUUUUACUUAAGUUCAAGUCAAGUUUGUGUUGGUGGAUGCUGUGUUUUAAGGUUCUGUAAAGGCUAUGUUCCUUUGGUAUUAAACUUCCUUGUGUUAAUCCGACAUCCCUGCGUGCUGAUAGGCAGUGAAUAAUUAUCCUCAAAACAUUCUAACUCAUAACAUUUAACAAUUAUUCACCGAAGGCGAAGUUAAUAUUGUUGAAUAAUAAAUAAUAUUUAAAAUUUGUAUAGCGCAAAUUAACAUACAGGAGGAUAUGAUCAAAUGUGCUUUACAUAUUAAAAUUGAAUCCAAAAUUACCAUGUUACCUAUUUACAAUUUUGAAUUUACAAUGAAGUGUGAGGAUAUAUAUUAUAUGAAACACUAAAAAGAAAUCAUAAAUUAAACGCUUCUCUAAGAUAGUGAGUUUUAAGCAAUGACUUAAAGGUGUUAAAAUUUUGCUGUGACUAUAAUGAUUGCGGGAGACUGUUCCAAAUCUUGGCGGAUGGAUUGGAAGAGGCUCGAUCGCCAAGCGUCGUGAAUGGUCUUCCAACUGGAUACUGGUGCUCGAGCGGAAGUUGUACUGUCGAAGUAUUCUUGAUGGCGAUCAUGCUUUUUUUAGAUAAUUAGGAGCGUUUGCAUGAAUGCACUUGAAACAGAGCAUAGCAAUCUUGAAAUUGAUUCUAAACUUAAUCGGCAGCCAGUGAAGACGUAUAAAGGACGAUGUGACGUGUUCAUGUCUUGGCAAUGAGCACACCAAUCGGACUGCCGCGUUUUGCACCCGUUAAAGAUUGCUAAGGUUCGUAGCGGCAACACCAUACAAUGGGCUAUUGCAAUAAUCUAUUCUCGAUUUCGCUAUUGCCUGAACAAUCGUCUUUUUCUUUCUAUUAAGAAAUCUUUUAAUCCGCCCAAUAUCAUACAGAUGGUAAAGUCCCGAUUGACAAGUCUUGUUGAUGGCGGUUUUCAUACUCAGAUGGUUGUCGAACCAUGUCCCUAGGUUUGAACGUUGCAUACUGCAGAUACUUUCACGUGAUCAAUGCUUAGCUCUGAUAUGCUUAUCUUGUCCAACUGCGCGCGGGUUCCGAUUACAGUUAAUUCUGUUUUGUCAUCAUUUAGCUUAAGUUUGUCAGCCGUCAUCCAAGUGUUGAUGUGUAGAAUGUAAUCUUGUAAUGCAGUUACCGCUUCUAAUUCACUCGCACUAGAACCAGGCUUAAAUGAGAUAUAUAACUGGUUAUCGUCUGCUUAUGCAGUAUACGUAUGCUGGUUGUUGUCUGCGUGUACAUCUGAGAGGUGACGCUUCACUACCUCAAAUAGCUUGCUGGCAUAAAUUGUACAAAGCAGCGGCCCCAGACACGAACCCUGUGGUACACCAUGAGGUAGAGAGAAAUCCUCUGAGAAGCUCCCAUUAAGUAAUACACGCUGUGAUCUACCAGCCAGGUAGGAUCUGAACCAUUGAAGUGCAGUAUCUGGAAAGCCAAACGUUAUCUCAAGACGACGGACAAGUACUUCAUAAACGCUGAACUCAAGUCUAACAGCACUAGUAGAGUAACCCUCUGGUUAUCCAUGUUAAGCAAGAUGUCAUUGUGUACCUUAAGGAGGGCCGUCUCUGUUCUAUGGCGUGCUCGAUAAGCUGACUGGAGCAUUUGGUACAACUCUGAUCGAACUAAGUGCUCUUGGGUUUUGUAGUACACUGCUCUCUCCGUAAGCUUCGAAAUAAAUUGGAGAUUUCUCACGGGUCAGGAGCCCAUCAAAUGGAGCCUCCAUCUCCCAUACAAGCCCUUGGAGUCAACCCUUUCCCGAGUAGAUUUAUAAUUAGAACGGUUCCCAGGGGAGACUUCGCGCGCCGACGGUGGGAAGAGCCAAUCACAACGACGAAAUGACACUGCUAUUGUACUUCACAAAACAGCAGGAAAUUUGGUGUUGACAGGCCAAACACAAUCAUAAGCUAGUGAAACGUGACUUCAGCGUUUUCAUUCCUCGGAGAUUUUCUUUCUUUUCUUUCUAGUGGGUAGAUUAUAAUGUGGAAAGUUUUACACUCUGACUAUGUUAAUCAUAAUUUUGGUUGCUUGUCUCACAUUAAGAGGACCUGUGGACCUGUGGACUUUGUGGACCUGUGGACUCUGUGGACUCUGUCGACUCUGUGGACUCUGUGGACAUGUGGACCUGUGGACUCUGUGGACUGUGUGGACCUGUGGACUCUGUGGACCUGUGGACUCUGUGGACUCUGUGGACCUGUGGACUCUGUGGACCUGUGGACUCUGUGGACUCUGUGGACCUGUGGACUCUGUGGACUCUGUGGACUCUGUGGACCUGUGGACUCUGUGGACAUGUGGACCUGUGGACCUGUGGACUCUGUGGACUGUGUGGACCUUUGGACUCUGUGGACCUGUGGACUCUGUGGACUCUGUGGACCUGUGAACUCUGUGGACCUGUGGACUCUUUGGACUCUGUGGACCUGUGGACUCUGUGGACCUGUGGACUCUGUGGACUCUGUUGACCUGUGGACCUGUGGACUCUGUGGACCUGUGGACCUCUGGACCUGUGGACCUGUGGACUCUGUGGACUCUGUGGACCUUUCUACUUGAGGGAACGGACUUACUUUCUUAUUUUGUUUGGUUUAUUGCCUUUUGAAACUAUGUCUGUAAUUCCUCCAUUUGGAAAUAAUUUGGGCAAAUUAUGCAUUGAGACCGAAGUAAUUAAUUCGAGCGUGAUGACGUAUACUAUGCUCCGGUACCUACAGAAACAACGCAUAAUUCCCGUACGCAUCCAGCAAGGUGAAAAACAAAAACGAUGCCAUCGAUGCCACCCGAAAUCGGAUUAUCGGCUUUGAAAAGCGGAGCAUUUCUCAACCAAAAACCCAAUAAACAAACCAGCCAUGAAUAAGAGAAUACUCUUGAUAGCAGCUGUAUUCAUUUUUUACAUCCAGUGGAAAAAGACAGUUACAAACAUCACAAGUUGACUCAAAACUCUGUCAGCUUCAGCUGUCAAAGUAAACAACUUUCAAGAUGCUGCAUGAAUUUUAUGCAUGAACUCACCUGUCAAAUUUUAACCAAUCAGAGCAUAAAAAUUGGACGUGGAGCGUGACCAACAGGUGACCAUGGUUAGAAAAGGUCUUCCCCGCCUGUAUUUUAAAAAAACUGGCUGAAUUUUUGCGUCUGAGGUCAGUUUGAAAUCAAAAUCGUAAUAGUGCGGGGCGAUACUGACAUAAACACAACAUAUUUGAUAUGAACAGGACCCCAUAUGAAUUUUAAAAAAAAGUAAACGUGAGCCUGCGAUCAUUUGAAAACGAGUAAAUUGUCAGCGGAUAACUUCAAAAAAUACUCGACCUUGAUGGGUCGACACCUGAGACCGCGAUACGGUCAGGUGAUACUGGUCAUCGGAUACCCUGUUUUGACAGCUGUCAAUUGAUGACAACACUGAUGUGCAAUCAGCUUUCUCCUGGGCUUCCAAAGUAGUUAGAAAGUGUGAGAGUAAACAUUGGUAUGCCUGUGGUGCGGACGGACGGUCGGUCGCUCGGUCGCUCGGUCACGUGAUUACAAAAUUUUCUGGGAUGGGUAGAUUUACUUACCCAUGGUGCUCUGCAGGCGCGCUUCGCGCGCCAGAGCUCCGCUAAAAAGUAUAUUGUGUCGUGAUAGGACUUGCCAUUAAUCUUGUCAGUUCUUGUCAAAGGGCGAGAUUAGCAUUGCAGAAUCGAAAUUAAAGUUUAUAUUUAAAUUAUAUAGCAGGCUGUCCUAAGCCCCUAUUGUUAUUUAGUUAAAUUAGACUGAUAAAUGGGCAGUGUUUAGCCUAGUUCUCAAAAGGCUCUUCUCCGCUUUUCUUAUUUAGUUUAAUCGAUUUGUAUUUCAUUCUUGUUGUGUUUUUUUUUUGUAGGGGAAAACAGAUCUUGACACUGCGAGUAACCAAGGGUGCACCACUGCCAUUCUCUUUUGACAUAUUGUCGGCCGUGUUUUGCUAUGGUAACAGAGCCUUUACUGAUUAUCCUGCGUCCAUCGUUGACUAUUUCAAGCCAUCAUUUCCUGAAGGAUACUCUUGGGAAAGAACCCUUGAAUUUGAAGAUGGCGGAUCUUGCAUAGCCAGUGUGGAUAUAAGGUAUAAAUUUACUAAUUUUACGAUCAAAGACUCUUAAAAUUUAGAAUUAAUUAAUUAAUUUUAAGAAAGAUAAUAAUAUUGAUAAUAAUAAAAAUAAUAAAAAAUCUAAAUUUUGUUAUUGUCUCAUAAGUACUUUUUACUUCGAUAGCCUUGACAGUAAUAAACGCAACUGCUUUAUCCACAAGUCCACUUUCAUUGGGAUGAACUUUCCUGCUGAUGGACCAGUGAUGCAAAAGAGGACAACUAAUUGGGAGCCGUCCGUCCAAAAAAUGACUGUUAGCGAGGGGAUAUAUGAAGGGAGACGUUACCAUGUUCCUCUCGCUGACAGAUGGGAAAAAUCACCGUUGCCAGUUCCAUACGUUAUACAA
This is a messenger RNA of Porites lobata, 8307 nucleotides long. Lineage: Eukaryota; Metazoa; Cnidaria; Anthozoa; Scleractinia; Poritidae. The record is from the annotation of a GenBank genome assembly.